This is a messenger RNA of Biomphalaria glabrata, 7703 nucleotides long. RefSeq lists its product as uncharacterized. Gene Ontology annotation, molecular function: protein binding. NCBI's taxonomy places the organism in Eukaryota, Metazoa, Mollusca, Gastropoda, Planorbidae. The record is from RefSeq and is a predicted model, not a curated record. The coding region runs from base 621 to 3509 and encodes 962 amino acids. The transcript is spliced from 8 exons. Gene Ontology annotation, biological process: signal transduction.
AUUGUUUUUUUCUUUUGUCGUGAAAAUCUAUAAUUCCCUGUAUAAUUACUCUGUAAUAACCUUAUAGCGAAUCAAGAAUAUUAAAAUACUCCUUGCAAAUGAAGAGUACACCCCUUGUAUGUCAUCUGUAAUGUAAUUAGAAUCAUUGCUUACAUGACUUCAAGUAAUCUUCCUCUAUCCUUGGUUCUGCUACAAUGCUUGUAGUGUCAAGGCCAGGUAGAAUUCCCAUUGUGAAGCUUUCUGUUAUUGUGCUUGAGUAAUCCAAUAAAAUAUUUACAUUUUAUAUUCCAGUUAAUGUUUUUAUCCUAGUUUUUAUUCGUAUAUGAUUACAUUUGUGUCUUCAGUGUAUAAUAAACGGAUCUCAAUCGGCCUACGAGUUGCCUUCGUCAUUUUAGUAGUAUUCUGUGCCAAACCCACAACAUAUAGCUUAGUGUCCAGCAUGUCGGGUUUCAUCAAGGAUGCUGGAGAUCUCGAGUUCGAAUUCAGACUGAGCAGACAAACAAGACGGCCCCCAUCAAAUUCACCAAUGUUUUGAUCGUUUAAAGAAAUUUGGCAUUAUUUUUCACAUAAAAGCAAACAGUGAAACACAUCGUCUUUGCUGUGUAGAAUUGCUUAAGAUCAUGCUCCGUUUCUUUUGGAAGAUUUCCUUGGUGAUAACAUACAUCGCAAUACACUUUAUAAGCAUCUCGAUCAACUUGACUACGAUGUCAGGCAAUCAAAGUGUUGCUUUAGACUGCUGCUCAGUGUUCAAUUCCCAUAGGACAAUCAUAGUCAACUGUUCCAGCUUGAACUGGACAUUUGUGGACCUUCGAUGUGUGCCAGUGACUACACAAGUGUUGUUACUGGACAGAAAUAAUCUGACUACCUUGACCAAUGGCUCUUUUCAAACACUGACAUCUCUCCUGCAACUUAGUAUUCAGUCUUCGAACAUUCAUCGGAUUGAGAUCGAUACGUUUCAAGGACUCAGCUUGCUACAAAGUUUAAACUUAGAAAAUAAUAGACUCAGUGAUAAAGUCCCUUCAUUUAACCCGCAAGCAUUUAGACAUCUUUCAAAUCUAAAACAACUUCUUAUUGGAAAGAAUCAGAACAUUUCUCAAAACUUGAGAAACGCUUUAUUUUAUUUGCAAAACCUUUCUGCCCUCUCAUUGGAUGGUUCUGAAACAUUACAUGUAGGAACGGAAUUCUCACAUUUGACCCAACUGAACAACCUUACUUUGCAUUGCUCAAACGUAACAAACAUAACAGACGAGAGUUUUGUAGGAUUGUGGCACUCUAACUUGACUAUUCUAAGUUUAAUUAGUUUUGAUAAAUUUAAAUUUGAUCCAGAAGAUAUUGAUCAGGAUACUGUACAGAAACAUUUCAGUGAUGACGCUUUUCAGAAUUUAGAUUCAUUAAAGGUUCUCAGAAUUAUUAACUGCAGAAUCGGAAAUGAAAACAUGGCCAGAAAAUUAAAACAUUUUAUCAACUCGUCGUUGCAUACAUUAUACCUAGAAGCCACGCAUUGUAAAAGAGAGUAUUAUACUCCUAACUUAACUUUUCAAGACGGAGUUAUAUUAAAGAAAACAGCUAGAUAUUUAAGUCAGUUAACUCUUUCCUAUUUCUCUUGGAUAGACAGCAAUAUUUUCGCCAUAGAACCUGGCGUUGUAUCCAGUCCACAGUGGAGACACAACUUAAGGGCUGCUGACUUCUCCAAAAACAUGAUGGGCUGGCUGGGAUGGAGGUUUCCGCUAGUAGAAGCGGCGCGCUUAGAAAAAUUGGAAGAAUUUAUUCUUACAUCCCCCAGUGCCGAAAACGAAGUUUCAUAUAGCGAUGAAUGGCUUGAUAGUGUUAAAGAAGAUAAGCUACUUCCUCGUUUUGAUUAUCAUCACAAAGAAUCUUUGGCUGAGUCCCGUGCAACAAAUAUCAGAAACAAAUGGGAUACUCUAAAUACAAACAUAAAUUACAGAAAUAAUAGAGACGCUACGAUUUCUCAAGCGUUUCAAAUGAAGCAUAAAAAUGAUUUCGUAACUAGUUACUCAUUCAACACAAAAGGAGCUUCAGUGUUUGAGCCUUUUACAGUAACUUCGUAUGAAGCGUCUGCUCAGUUUGAUUCUAUCCGUGAUCAAGAUUUGGAUAGAUUCUCAGAUAAUCCUCCGUAUCCUGUUGACACAGGGACCUGGACUGUCAGAAUGCCCCUCUCUUUGCGCAAAAUUAAAAUUAUGUACACGCUCCAGGGAGAUAAUAAUUACGGCAACCAAAGUGUACACUUCAUUCAGAGUCACGGUGAGGCUGCCAACUUAACACAUUUUUACUUUGUUGGUAACGGUAUACUUCGAGGUACGGGCACAAUGACGGGACUUACCAAUCUACAACUUUUUGACCUAUCCAAAAACUCAGUUUUUGUUUCUCCAUAUUUUUUCGACGACUUCCCCUCUCUGAGAUACCUUAUUUUACAAUCUAUGAAGAACGAAAAUUUCUUCCAACGUAUAAGUAUUUACAGAAUCAUUCAGAACAUGCCAGAACUGAGAUAUUUAGAUCUUACAGACAAUAAACUCAAUUUUCUUCCUCCAAAUUUAUUUUCCAGAAACUCUCACAUUACUCAUGUGAUAUUGGCUAAAAAUAGAUUUUCCUCUUUUCCAAUCACGAUGGAUUUGGUUCCUAAUUUAAAACUUCUUGAUUUGUCUGGAAACGCUCUCAGUUAUCUAACAGAUGAAGAGAUGACAGCUCUGACGAAACACUCGGAAAAUGUUCCAGAUUUUUAUUUAGCUCUGGCUGAAAAUAAUAUUGUUUGUGUGUGUUCUCAGAUAAAAUUUAUUUUUUGGUUAAACAUCAGUGCAUUUCUGGAUAACAAGGGAAACUACUCAUGCACUUCUCAGGAAGGUCAGCGUAUUUCAACUGAUGAGUUGUGGCAAGAUGUCUUAGGAUUUUACAGACUAUGUUAUGGCUACAAUUAUCUGUUGAUCUCCAUCGUUCUACUGCUCGUCAUGUCCUUCAUCUUCUUGAUGGUCUACCUCGUGCACAGAUUUAGAACCGCCAUAGAAGCUUACUUGGUACGGAUCUUCAUUAGGGCAUUUCGACCAAUGAAAUCCAGCGACUACAAGACACACGUUUUCAUUGGCUAUGCUGAUGAUGAUGUCGGCUUCGUAAGAAACACAUUAUUGAGGUAUUUGGAAGAGGAUCUCAAUUUCUCUACCUUUGUCCAUCAUCGUGACCUGGGUUCUGGCUACACUGACCAACAGAUGUUUGAGGCCAUGAGAGAUAGUUGGAGGAUAAUCUUAGUUAUAACACAUAGAUUUUUGAACCACUACGACCUCUCGGACAUUGUCAUGAAGUAUGCCAGUCAUUCUGUGAGCCCAGCCAAUGAAAAACGUGUUGUCCUAUUGGCCCAACAAACUCAGUUGUACAACAUCCCAGGCUCCUUGUAUGAUGUCCUGGAAGACUCGCGAAUCAUUGUCAUCUCUGAUCUGUCUGCUCACCUGGACUACGCACAGAGACAAAAUCUAAAGGAAUGUCUUCGUGAUAUCGAUUGACUUUAUUUUUUAAUGCAGAGCAAUGAUCAGUACGUUUUAAUUGAUAUUUAUAUGGAACCCUAUAAAUACUAUGUUAUUGGUUCGAGAGUCAACACUGAGGAAAAAUCAGGAGCUUGUGCACUUUAAGCUGCUUUGAGAAAACGAUGCUUCACUCUGGCAGAACUGAAUGUAACCUGUGUUAUUACCUUAUGUUCCUUUGGAUACAUCUACCUUGUGUUGAUAGGAAAGAAACUGCUCGACAUCGUUGCGACCAUAUAGAAUGCUAAGGUUUCUUCUUAUUUUUAUGGAAAUAUCCACAGUCAAUUCAAAACUGGAGGCCAUAGAAAAGAAAAAAGAAUUUUGUUUUAAUAUAUAAAAAAUAAAAAAUAGGUGCUAACAUGUUAAAGUUACAUAUUGUUUCGUCCAGCCGACGUAAGGGGGAAAAGCCUCUAUUAGGUUUGUGCAAAAUGUCCGUCUGUCCGUCUCUCGCACUAAGAUCUCGAAAACUGAAAGAGAUAUGAAAAAUAUUAUUUCAUCAUUAAAUGCGGCUUCAAAAGUUUAGGUGCAACGGCUACUUUUGGUUUUCUAAAAGCAAAACGUUUAAUUUAUAAAGUUAAUUAUGCAAGCGAUUUUUUCAUAAAAAUACACCAAUUCUAAAACAAUUACGUAAAUGCAAGGGAGGCAAUGUUACAAUAUGCUAAGAAAGAUGUACAAUUUUUUGUGUAUUUUGAGUAUCACUAAGUCAAAUAUAUUUCUAAAAUGUACAGGAAAUGUUUACAACAAAUAUAAAUAAUAGUUAAAGAUGUUUUUUCUGGUCAUUAGCUGCUAAAAUUAAAAGAAAACAUUUCUGUUUGUUUAUAAAGGCUAAUAAUGCACUUUGUAUGUAAAUAUCACGCACAUUUUUUAAAAUGGACUUUUAUGCAGCGACUUUCGUACAGUAGCGUAACGUCAAAACUCGCAAAAGUACCAAAAUAGUUCCUUAAACUUUUGAAAAAAAUCAGAUUUUAUUUAUUUUUUUGUUUAGUGCCCCCAUCCAAAUAAAAGAAGCUUAUUUUGUGCGUUUUGUCUGUUGAUUGGUCUGUCCGUCACGAUUAGAUUUACAAAUUCAUUCAUACGCUAUUGUAAAUCUGAUUUAACCUUUAAUUUUUUUAUUCAGAAAUAUUGCAAUAGUUUUAAGUAUCUAUAAUAGAUUGUUCGUGACGUUUUGUGAAAAGCUAAUCAAUGCCAAUGAAUAUUUCUUUGCUCUUCUAACUUAUAUUAGAUUUUAUUUCCAUUCUUAAACGUUGCAAGAAACACGUGAUCUUUAAUAUAUUGUUCCGCUUUUUAAAUCUAAAUCUCAUAUAAAUGCAAAAUAAAAAUAUUUAUAUUGAUUUAUAUUUCAUUAACUAUAAAGUUGUUCCGGAUAUUGUUUUAUAAAAAAUAAAUUAUGUCAAAUGAUUGUUUGAAAUUGCAUAAUUGACCAAUAUUACAUUUAUAUUCUUUGACACUACGUCACUAUAGUUUAUUUAUCAAUAUCAAUGGUUUCAAAUUUUUAACUUAAAACAAAUUUAUGUCAAAUAAUUUUAUUUUUUUCAAAAAUAUCGACAAUAGGUUGUUCAGGAUUUUAAAAUAAGAAAGUAAUUUACAAGAAACGAUUAUUGAAUAUCAAUUUUUAGACUUAUUUUACAGUUAAUUUUCUUGCCGAAACAUAAUAAAAGCUGUUUAAGCGGUAAAGAAUGUUCCGGAUUUUGUUUAAAAAAAGAAAUCGACCUACAUUACCUUAAUUUUCUUACAAAUCGUCGCCAAAAAUGAUCCGAACUUUAUAACGCUAAUAAAUGUUUGAAAUCCCUCUUCUAAUAAAAUAAACAAAUAAUUUUCUCAUUUACGAAAAUUGGUUAUUCCGGAUUUCUUAAGAAAAAUUUUUUAACUCUAUUUAUGUAAAAUCGCACUUCUCUCUUACAGUAUAUUUUAUUUUCUAGCUAAAACGUUAGAAAAUCUAAUUUUCGUUAAUGUCAUGCUCCGAUUUUUAAGGAAAUAACUUCCUAACACCAAAGUAUGGAUUGAAAAUCUCUCCAUAAGGCUAUGGUACAUCUAAUUUUCAUAACAGACCAUCCAACAAAUUUAUUUAACGGUAUUUGAUUAAUCUGGAAUUCUUAUUUUCUCUCACUAUAAAUAUAUAAACAUCCGGAACAAUCUAUUAUAGAAACUUAAAAGUAAAAUUAAAUUUUAAUCAGAUUUUCAUUAGCUUUUAGUCUUUUUUUUUCUCGCUAUUAACAAGAAGAACAGACAAACUGACAGACAAAACAAGAAAAAUGCGUCUUUAAUUCUUAUAUAUAUAUAUAUAUAUAUAUAUAUAUAUAUAUAUAUAUAUAUAUAUAUAUAUAUAUAUAUAUAUAUUUUUUUUUUUUUUAUUUAUUUAUUUAUUUAUUUAUUUAUUUAUUUUUUUAUUUAUACAUAUUUAGUCUAACUAGCCCAUCAAAUAAAAAGCUAAAAGAACAAACUCGGUGCACCAAUGUCUAUGAUCCCUCGAGAAGCUGCUCGUAUAGAUGACAUUUUUAGUCUAACUAGGACGUGUGACGUAGUGGAUUCUUUUCCUUUGACGUCAUAUGGAGUUAAUUCUUUAAAUGAAAUGCUAAAAGCAAUCCCUCGCUGCACCAAUGUCUAUGAACCCUCAACAAGCUGCUCGUAUAGAUGAUAUUUUUUAGUCUAACUAGGCCGUGUGACGUAGUGGAUUCUUUUCCUUUGACGUCAUAUGGAAUAAAUUCUUUAAAUGAAAUGCUAAAACAACUCGGUAUAGUAAUGUUUAUUAAACCUCGUAAUGUGACUCGCAUUUUAAAAAUAAAUAAUAGCUAGAUUUAGAUAUCUAGAUUUUUUACACUAGAUCUAGAUUUUUUUUUACACUAGAGCUAGAUUUUUUAGACUAGAUCUAGAAUUUGUUCGUAUCCUAGAGCUAGAUUUUUAUUAAAACUAGAUUUAGAUUUAAGUUCUAAUUAAAAUUAUUCUAGAAUCUACAUCAAGAAUUUCUUGGUCUAGUUUAGAAUGUUUGCUAUGUUACAUGUUUGGGAUGUUCCUUUAGAGUUGUAGUCCAAACCUCCCACAGGACGACGAGGGAUGGGAGCGGGCAAGGUUUGAACCUGGGACCAUCGAUGAAUCCAAACGACAGUCCAGCGCGCAAACCGCACUACCAGACAGCCAUGAUUUAGACUAAAUCAAGAUCUAUAAUUUUAAUUUCUAGGUUUAACGUGUAGAUUUUUAUUUCUUAAGUCUAGAAUGUCAAUAUGUCAAUAUUGCCAUGUUAUAAAAUACUAAAACUAAUCUACUUUUUAAUAUUUCAUAUUGCAAUUAAUCUAUUAAUUGAUUAUCUAGUUUUUUUUUUAUAAAUCUUAUCUAAAUUACAUUUACAUUAUCCCAAAUAUAUAUAUUUUAGAUCUAGAUCUAGUAGAUAUAGAUAUUGAGAGUGCUAAAUUAGUAGCUUAAUUUAAGUAGAUCUACAUUCUCAUUCUAGUUCCAUUUAAAUGAAAAUACUUAAUACCAAAAGAUUAUCUAAAAUCGCUCUUCUGACAUAUUCUACAUAUCCGGUAGUUGUCAUUCCGUAAUGUGUAGGUAUAUUAUCAUUAAUAGGCUAUUAGUUUGUAAUCAGUUUGUCAUUAGAUUAAGAGCAAUGCCUGGUCGUGCGGUUAGUGCGCAGGACUGAUUAUCUCUAAGGUCUCGGUUUCAUACCCUGCUCGAAUUCGACCAGCGAAUAUGCUGAUCCGACAGGGAUCCGUCUCCCACGGGGGCCGCCUCUUUGUAAUCUUGUUUUUUUUUCAGUUUGAUUAUUAGUUGUGAGCUUAGAGAAGAAAUGAAUUGUAACGUAGGUGUUCAUGAAAGGUGUGCUGACUCAGAUGUCAGUAGCAGAUCAGGUCAGGUCAGAGCUGGUCAGGUCAGGUCAGGGAUGUUUGUUGAUAGCGUUUCCUCUUUUAAAGAUUUUGAGUGCCUUUGUAUUUUGUUUUAUAAAGUAACUAUUUAGACAUUGUACAAAUUCGUUUGAGAAGUGGAAAAGGAAAAUCAGCCAAAAGUCAUAUGCAGAUGUUACUUUUUUUUUAUAUGCCUAUGAUACUUACAUGAUAUACAAACAAAUAUGUCUAAUUAUUUUGUUUAAGAUUAGCUUUGAAUGUUAGUAGAGAUUUUAUUUAUUUUUUGUAUUUGUAGUAAUUGACACUUGCCAAACAUUUAAUAAAGAUAUUUGUUUUUAGA